Prunus armeniaca (apricot) is the source of this 1032-nucleotide messenger RNA. The record is from the annotation of a GenBank genome assembly. NCBI's taxonomy places the organism in Eukaryota, Viridiplantae, Streptophyta, Magnoliopsida, Rosales, Rosaceae.
AUGAUCUUAACCAGUUCUUACAAGAUCAUGGCAUCAUACAUCAACGCUCAUGCCCUUACACUCCCCAACAGAAUGGGGUGGCUGAAAGAAAGAACAGACACUUAUUGGAAGUCAUUCGUGCCUCUCUCUUUGGUGCCAAUAUGCGACGACACUUUUAGGGCGAAGCCGUGGUCUUUGCAGCAUACCGAGGAGAAUCGAGAAUCCACCACUACUCCAAUUCUCGAUUUUGUUCCCCAGGACGUCACUCUGCAUCAAAAUGAUCGGUUGCUAGUGGAAAGCAACCGAUCACCUCCCCUUAGUUCUUCAACUACAGAGAACCUGCUUCAAAACGACCGGUCGCCAGCAGACAGCGACCAGUCGCCAGAGGAAAAUGAUCAAUUGUCUCCAUGCUAUCAAAAUCGGGAGGAGGAAAUUGAACCGUUUUAUGAGAUUUUGCCUUCUUCAGCUCUAGUACCGCACCAAUCACCUGCUGAGGAAGUCAUUCAAGUAACAUAUUUUUCUGAAACUGAUAACACUAAUGAAAUAUAUCAUGAUGAUUUGAUUUCAGAAAGCACAGAGCCUACAUAUCAGCUUCCAAAAAGGAAGAACCGUGGCAAACCUCGAGUACAAUAUGAAGCAGAUCUUAAAGCCAAAGGGAAAUACCUCAUCAAUAAUUAUAUAUCUCUCAGCAGAUUAUCAGAGUCACAUGUGCACUAUGUGAAGCAGUUGGCUGACAUAUCUGUCCCCAACAGUGUAACUAAAGCACUAGAAGACCCAAAAUGGAAAGAAGCUAUGAAUGAAGAAAUGCAAGCUCUCCAAAAGAAUGUCACAUGGGAACUCAUGCCCUUACCCCAUGGAAAGAAGAUAGUAGGAUGCAGGUGGAUUUAUACUGUGAAACUUAAAGCAAAUGGAUCCGUUGAAAGAUAUCAAGCUAGAUUGGUGGCAAAGGGGUACACACAGAGAUUUGGGAUAGACUACGUAGAGAGCUUUGCCCUAGUUGCCAAGAUUAACACUAUUAGAGUCCUAUUGUCUCUAGCAGCAAAUCUCAAUUGA